Amaranthus tricolor (Joseph's coat) is the source of this 782-nucleotide messenger RNA. Its product is annotated as probable peroxygenase 4. The record is from RefSeq and is a predicted model, not a curated record. The transcript is spliced from 6 exons. The coding region runs from base 27 to 782 and encodes 251 amino acids. NCBI's taxonomy places the organism in Eukaryota, Viridiplantae, Streptophyta, Magnoliopsida, Caryophyllales, Amaranthaceae. Gene Ontology annotation, molecular function: calcium ion binding; monooxygenase activity.
UUCCUCCUAUUUGAUAUUCCAAAAACAUGACUUUAUAUUAUUAUAAGCUUAGGCCAUUGCUAGCAUUUGAGAUAAUAUUAUUGAUUCCUCUUAUUUAUAAAACAAACACCAUAUUUUGUGCACCAUCAAUCAACAAAGAAGAAAUAACACAAGAGAAAAAAUUGGAUUACUUGAAUAAUACGGGCAGUAUUAUAACACCAUCACCAAGUCCUUUUAAUGAAAAUGAAGAUGAAGGAAUUGGAGAAAAUGUGCUCAUUAAGCAUGUUUCUUUCUUUGAUAGGAACAAGGAUGGUGUUAUUUAUCCAUGGGAGACCUUCCAAGGAUUUCGUGCAAUUGGAUGCGACAUUAUGAAAUCUACCGUCGCCGGCUUAGUCACCAACAUGGCCCUCACUCGUGAAACUCGUCCGGGAAAGUUUCCUUCAUUGUUAAUCCCCAUAGAAAUAAAGAACAUAGCGAAAGCUAAACAUGGGAGUGAUACUGGUGUUUAUGAUACACAAGGAAGGUUUGUACCAUCAAAGUUUGAAAAUAUAUUUAUAAAGCAUGCGCACACACAUGCAAAUGCUCUUACCGCCGAAGAAGUUGACGAAAUGCUGAAGGAAAAUAGAGAACCAAAGGACUAUAAUGGAUGGUAUUCUGCCUACAUGGAAUGGAAGAUCUUUUUUGAACUUUGCAAAGACAAGAAUGGGUUGUUGCAAAGAGAUACAAUUCGAGCACUAUAUGAUGGAAGCUUAUUUGAGAGGCUCGAAAGAGAAACACAAUCUAAGAAACACAAUCAAGAAUAA